This is a messenger RNA of Arabidopsis thaliana (thale cress), 542 nucleotides long. RefSeq lists its product as uncharacterized. NCBI's taxonomy places the organism in Eukaryota, Viridiplantae, Streptophyta, Magnoliopsida, Brassicales, Brassicaceae. The transcript is spliced from 2 exons. The record is from RefSeq and is marked reviewed. Bases 74 to 340 code for a protein of 88 amino acids.
GCAAGCGAUACGUGGAUAAUAGUAAACCUUAACAUAAACGACAUCGUUCUCCAGUAAAAAUAGACCCGGCUCGAUGGCUCGAGUCCUAGAAGCUUACCGGGUUCUCUCAUCAAACUGCUCCAUUCGGAUAUACUUCCACUCUCAAGUCUCACUCCCUCACAAUCAAUUCAAGCGAUUGCCGCCCGUCGUCGCUUUCAAAUUUGUUCUUCCGCCGGAGAUUUUUUAUGGCGGAGGGACAAUUGACGAACAUAUCGGAGAUGAUACUGAAGAAGAGGAAGAAAGGGAUGAGCUUGAAUUGAGUAAUUACGGCAACAAUUACAGUAGCAGAGUGUUACAUUAGUUGAAAGUUGAAAGAUAGUUGUGCUCUUCAUAUUUUUUUAUGGUCAAUAUCAUUUUGUGGAUAGAAAACUUUAUCUUAUAGUUUCUUAAUGUUUGAUGGUCAAUGUCAUUUUGUGGAUAUCUGAACACGCAUCUUGACUUUUCGUUGAAGCUGCCACUUUCAAUAAGAUAUUAGAACUUGCAGUCUGACUUUUAAAUUUUCU